Messenger RNA from Jaculus jaculus (lesser Egyptian jerboa), 2639 nucleotides. RefSeq names its product SHC adaptor protein 2 (gene Shc2). Gene Ontology annotation, molecular function: receptor tyrosine kinase binding. Lineage: Eukaryota; Metazoa; Chordata; Mammalia; Rodentia; Dipodidae. The coding region runs from base 1 to 1746 and encodes 581 amino acids. Gene Ontology annotation, biological process: intracellular signal transduction; cell surface receptor protein tyrosine kinase signaling pathway. The transcript has 14 exons. Gene Ontology annotation, cellular component: plasma membrane. The record is from RefSeq and is a predicted model, not a curated record.
AUGACGCAGGGUCCGGGCGGCCGCGCGGCCCCCGAGCCCGAGGCGCCCACCACGUUCUGCGCGCUGCUGCCGCGCGUGCCGCUCUGGAAGCUCGCGGCGCCCGGCGGCAUCCUGGGCCGAGCCCCGCCGCGCGCGGGCACCCCGGAGCCGCAGCCCGAGCCCGCCGCGCCCGCGCUCCUCCCCGCUGUGCUGGGCGCCUGCGAGCCGCGCUGCGCCGCGCCCUGUCCGCUGCCCGCGCUCGGCCGCUGCCGGGGCUCCGGGGCGCGCGGCACGCGGGGCGCCCCCGACGCCGCCGAGUGGGCGCGCAAGGGCGGCUUCAUCCACAAGCCCGCGCACGGCUGGCUGCACCCUGAUGCCCGCGUCCUGGGGCCCGGGGUCUCCUACGUCGUUCGGUACAUGGGCUGCAUCGAGGUGCUUCGAUCCAUGCGCUCCCUGGAUUUCAACACCAGGACCCAGGUGACCAGGGAAGCCAUCAACCGUCUGCACGAGGCUGUGCCUGGCGUCCGCGGCUCCUGGAAGAAGAAGGCCCCCAACAAGGCGCUGGCUUCCAUCCUGGGCAAGAGCAACCUCCGUUUCGCGGGCAUGAGCAUCUCAGUUAACAUAUCUGUGGACGGCCUCAACCUCUCUGUGCCGGCCACACGCCAGACCAUUGCCAACCAUCACAUGCAGUCCAUCUCCUUUGCGUCGGGUGGCGACACGGACAUGGCAGAUUACGUGGCCUAUGUUGCCAAGGACCCAAUUAAUCAGAGAGCCUGCCACAUCUUGGAAUGUUGUGAGGGCCUUGCCCAGAGUGUCAUCAGCACCGUGGGCCAAGCCUUCGAGCUCCGCUUCAAGCAGUACCUGCACAGUCCUCCCAAGGCCGUCGUGCCCCCCGAAAGGUUGACAGGGCUGGAGGAGUCAGCCUGGGGAGAUGAGGACGAGGCCACGGAACACAACUACUACAACAGCAUUCCCGGGAAGGAGCCACCCCUGGGCGGUCUGGUGGACUCCAGACUGGCGGUCACACAGCCCUGCGCACUGGCGGCCCUUGGACAGGGAACAUCGCCUGUGAGGAGAGAUGCCCGUGCCUUGCAGUGGGACCUGGGUCCCCCUGGUCUGGAGGAGGACACAGGCACAGGGAGACAAGUGACCAUGUCCACAGAGGCCCUCCCAGGGGAUGGCUAUGUGCAGGCAGAUGCCCGUGGCCCCCGUGACUAUGAGGAGCACCUGUAUGUCAACACCCAGGGUCUGGACCCAGCAGAGUUUGAGGGUGCCCCUGAGGCUACUUUGCCAGAGGACAGCCCCAAGAAGGACUUAUUUGACAUGCGACCCUUCGAGGAUGCUCUGAAGCUUCAUGAGUGCUCCGUGGCGGUGGGUGUGACAACAUCCCCUCUUACCUUGGAAGACCAAUGGCCCAGUCCCCCCACACGCCGGGCUCCCAUUGCACCCACUGAAGAGCAACUGAGACAGGAACCUUGGUACCAUGGCCGCAUGAGCCGCCGGGCGGCCGAGAAGCUGCUUCGUGCCGAUGGGGACUUCCUUGUGCGAGACAGUGUCACCAAUCCUGGGCAGUAUGUCCUUACAGGCAUGCACGCUGGGCAGCCCAAACACCUGCUGCUGGUGGACCCUGAGGGCGUGGUGCGGACGAAAGACGUGCUCUUCGAGAGUAUCAGCCAUCUCAUUGACUACCACCUGAAGAACGGUCAGCCCAUCGUGGCCGCCGAGAGCGAGCUGCACCUGCGCGGUGUGGUCUCCCGGGAGCCCUGAGCCAGGUGACUGACGGCUCUCAGACCGUGCCUGCCUCCAGACGCUCCUGGUAUGGCCUUGCAGGCUCUCAGCCUUUCUCUUGGACCCUGUCAGCCUGGAACUACCAGAAUCAGAACCCACCACAUCUCUCCUUUCUCCGCAUGAGCCUCAGGAAGCCUCUUCCUUCCAGCUGUGUGCUCAGAGGGCCAGUGAGCCGGUUGGAGCCCCUGCCCUGCCCUGCCAUGCCUGCCCCGCACUGGGGCGAGGCCCUCUAAACCAAAGACAGACCAAGUCGCCUUUAACAAAAAGACAUCCACACGCAGGCAUUGUGGGGAGCCCUGGCCUUGGGUCUUCCAUGGGCAGAAAUGGCACUCUUUCCUCCUGGCUGGACAGCGAGCUGUGUCCCUGGGAUGGAGGGUGAGGCCCCAUGGACACAGACUCCUUCCCUGGCUGGGAUUUAUUUUCCCACCUCGGGAACCAGGUGCAGCAUUCAUUGCCUUUGAAUGGGAGGGAGGCCGUGGAAUUAAGGUGCUUUGGGGUUUCGAGCCUCUGCGAGGGAACAGCCCUGGGGCUCACCUGGGUUGGUGGAGCACUGACGAGGCCAGUGUGAGGACCUGUCCACCCGGGGCAGGAGGAAGCACAGUGGCGUGUGCUGUUUACCCAUCGCCUUCCCAACUGUCACCCCCUGUGGACGAUUGGCUGUAUGUCAUUAACUCGAACAACAACAGCAUCUCGUUGAGUGUGAGCUGCUGGGAGGGUGCCCAGGGGCUGAGGGGGAAGGUGUGCUAACGCCUGCGGCUGGAGGGGACCAUGGGAAGGACUGUGGGGGGGGGGGUCUCUCCUCCCAGCCCCUUCCCACUCUCCCAGAUGCCUCUGUUUUUAUUCUGAGAUAAAGCUUGCUUCUCUGUCCAGUG